Molecule: messenger RNA, 570 nt
Organism: Sporothrix schenckii 1099-18
Lineage: Eukaryota; Fungi; Ascomycota; Sordariomycetes; Ophiostomatales; Ophiostomataceae
Product: cupin domain protein
Exons: 1
Coding region: 1-570 (189 amino acids)
Source: RefSeq, a predicted model, not a curated record
AUGACUAAGCUGUCAACGCCAGUCCGCCGCGUUCUCACCGCAAAUGACCCAAAAGGAAACGGCUACUUCGCCUCCGACGAGCUUCUUACACCUUACGAUCCCACAACGGCACCCGAAUUCUCUCUUCCAACUGAAAAAUCCGCAUUCGGCAUAAUACAACUCCAUCGUACACGCGGUUUCCCCGCGGACAACCAACGUCCGUUAGAGAAUAAUGAUCCGUACAGAAUCCUUGUACCCCUUGCAGACACAAAGGGUCCCUCAGCACGAGUUAUAGAUCUACCUCCCCACCAGGAAGGAGGAUGGAUGCAUCGCACGCUCAGUCUGGAUUAUUGUGUUGUUCUCAGUGGAUCUGUUACAUUUAUUACUGAUGGCGGGGAGGAGAAGACACUUAAGGAACAUGAUGUUAUUGUUACCAGAGGUGUGAAUCAUGCUUGGGUGAACAGGGGCGGGACAGUGGCUAGAGUCUUUGUGGUUGUUGUACCGGCUUUGCCGAUUGUCACGGAGGAUAAGGUACAGUUGGAUAAGACUCCUGCGGGGGAUAUUUAUGAUCCGGAGGAGGAGGAGGAUUGA